This is a messenger RNA of Calypte anna (Anna's hummingbird), 4583 nucleotides long. RefSeq names its product ankyrin repeat and MYND domain containing 2 (gene ANKMY2). The coding region runs from base 178 to 1554 and encodes 458 amino acids. Gene Ontology annotation, molecular function: protein binding. The record is from RefSeq and is a predicted model, not a curated record. NCBI's taxonomy places the organism in Eukaryota, Metazoa, Chordata, Aves, Apodiformes, Trochilidae. The transcript is spliced from 10 exons.
GAGCUGAAGGAGGAAGUCGCCAUGAGAAGCGGAGUGGAGGCGGGCACCACCGGGCUGGCCAUAGGGAAGGAGUGUUUUGGGGGUGCUGCCGCCUCUGGGCUGGCGCCGCGACCGGGGUGAGCUGGCCUAGCCAGGCGGCACAGUCCCGACUCCGGCUUAGCGUCUGUGGCAGGCGGUAUGGCUCCCCCCAAGAGAGGUGACCUGAGUCCGGAGGAGAAGGACUUAUUGGGAGUGAUCGCCACAGGAAACACCGAGGAGGCUGGAAGGCUACUGGGCAGCAAGAAUGUCCGUGUCAAUUGCUUGGAUGAGCAUGGCAUGACCCCGCUAAUGCAUGCGGCGUACAAAGGGAAAGUAGACAUGUGCAGGUUGCUCUUGAGACAUGGAGCUGAUGUUAACUGCAAUGAACAUGAGCAUGGAUAUACUGCCUUGAUGUUUGCUGGACUUUCAGGAAACAAAGAAAUCACCUGGAUGAUGUUAGAAGCUGGAGCAGAGACUGAUGUUGUCAACUCUGUUGGAAGGACAGCAGCUCAGAUGGCUGCUUUUGUGGGUCAGCAUGACUGUGUGACUGUCAUCAACAACUUCUUUCCACGUGAAAGGCUGGACUACUAUACUAAACCACAAGGGUUGGAUAAAGAACCAAAACUGCCAGUAAAAUUAGCUGGACCUCUACAUAAAAUUAUUACUACAACUAACAUGCAUCCUGUUAAGAUUGUGUUGCUGGUAAAAGAGAACCCUCUAUUGGCCGAAGUAGAAGCGCUGCAGAAAUGUUACAGGGUUCUAGAUUUAAUUUGUGAGAAAUGUAUGAAGCAGAAAGAUAUGAAUGAAGUACUUGCUAUGAAAAUGCACUACAUCAGUUGUAUCUUCCAGAAAUGUAUUACAUUCUUGAAAGAGAGAGAGGAUAAAUUAGAUGGAUUUAUCAAAAGUCUCUUGAAAGGGAGAGAGAAGGAUGGUUUUCCUGUAUAUCAAGAGAAGCUAAUUCGAGAAAGUAUCCGAAAGUUUCCUUACUGUGAAGCUACACUGCUCCAGCAACUCGUGAGAAGUAUUGCUCCUGUUGAAAUAGGUUCUGAUCCUACUGCUUUUUCUGUACUUACACAAGCUAUUACUGGCCAAGUGGGUUUUGUGGAUGCAGAAUUCUGUACAACUUGUGGGGGAAAGGGAGCAGACAAAAGAUGCUCAGUAUGUAAAAUGGUGAUGUACUGCGACCAGAACUGCCAGAAAAUUCACUGGUUUACCCACAAAAAAGUCUGCAAGACCCUGAAGGAAAUUCAUGAGAAGCAAGAACUAGAAGCUGCCAAAGAAAAAAGGAAACAAGAAAAAAAGCAAAUGAAAGAUGAAGUGCAACUAGUAGAGGGUAGUUCUACAAGUGAAGAACAGUCAGAUCUUGGUCCAGAUGCUACCAAAGAAGUGGAUCCAAAUCAUGCUACUAAGUGUACAGAAGAACCUGAGUUUACCAAAGAGACGGAGCCACUGGCCCUGCAUCCUGAAAGUCCACUGGAAAGUGAGACUGACUUAGCUGACAUUUCUCUUCAAAAAUUUCAAGAUUCUGAAGAAUAAAAAGAGGGUAGGAAGGGACUAAUUGUUCUGGCUAUGACCCUGUACCUCAAGGGUCCUAGAGCAUUUUGUUAUGCUUACCAUGUAUGAGUUCUUACAACAUAGCUUAUGCAAGACUCCUUUUAGAGAGACAGCACAUCUCUUCAUCAUGAGAUGAGAUAAAUACUUGCUCAUCUGUAAGUAUUUCAGAUUCUCUUGUAGAUUGUCAAAUUAUGUAUUUAUUAACUGAUAAAAGUGUCAUAGCUCUAUCUUUAUGUAUAUAAACAGUGAGCAUAGUGAAAAUCUAUGAGCACCUGUGGUUAAUCAGCCACUCAGUGAAAAAUAAAAGAGCAUUUGAUUUGGAUUAUUCAUGUUCUCAGAACCUAAAAUCGAUUUCAGUUGUAAUUUCAAUUUUUUUUUUCUGCAAGCACACAGAACUGUACUUGAGAGCAUUGGGAAGCAAUCUAUUGAAUUUCUUAGCACCAUUUUAUGAAGCUUUAUAUAAAAGAAUUCAGUAGCAGUUAAGUUUCUGAACUACUCAUCUGAAUUCUCAGCUGUUCAUGACAUUACUAUAAAUAUUUUUGGCUAGUGGCAACGAUGGCAUCUAUUUUGUGUGGCAAUUUUAUUAAAUGGUACUGCUCUUUCAGUUGUUUCAAGCUGACUGUGAAAGGAGUGCUUCAAGAGAAUUAUUUCACUAUUGGUUUGGUCAGAAAUAUUCCAAGUUUGUCAAAGUCCAAUGAAGGGAAGACCAGAUUUGAAGUAUUUUAAUUGACAAGACUAUCAGUUUCUAAAUCUCAGUUUUUUGGUGAAGAUGCCUUAGAGCCCACUGGGAUGUCACUUAUGAAUUAUUUCAUAAACAUAAAAGAUGGUUAAUACUGCUUAUGGUGAACCAGGUCACAGUGAAUUAAAUGUGAAAAUUCAUGUGUGCGUUGGUACAACUGGGAUUUCACUUACCCUUUCAACUAAAUACCAUGUCUAGAACCCAGCUCCCCUUAACUGUGCUGUUUUCAGUCAGAUUUACUACUUUGUCUUGGGAAAUCAGUGGGAAUGCCACAACCAAAAAUAACACUUGCUGCAUAAGGAUGGCAACAGUUGAGGCUCUGUAAUUGUUGGAUGAAUAACAGGUAUUUUGGACAUGGCAGUAUCCUUCAACUUUAAGGAAUAACCACCAUCCUCAAAAAUGCUUUUAAUUUGUUACUGUUUAAUAUAAUGGAAGUGUUUAUUUAAUAUUCUAUAAACUGUAAGAGUGAGGAUACAUAUAUGCAGCUGUGCAGGGAGUAUAGCUCUGUUUUUAAUUUCAAAUUGUGAAGAAUAAAGGGAAUUCUUUUUAAAAGAAGGGAGCUGAGUGGCAAUUCUUGUUUACUGCAUCUGUUAAUGGGUGCUGGGAACGUAGUUACAUUCUGGUUUGACAGGUGUGGGGCUCCUGUGGCUCAGGUACACAAGUUUAAUUUAAUGACAACUGGCAAACAAGAGCUGCAUGUCUGGAACUUAAAUAUGGAGUCACGAUGUAGUCACCAUCCAUUCUUAGGAAUGCAGAAAUGCUGCUGGUUCUCUAGUGCAAACACAGUAUUUGGGGCUCACUGGGAUGUGUCACUCUUCAAGGUUUCUCUGCAAAUGGAAGCCCUUUAGGAUGGGUGAUUCCCACAUUCAGAAGUGUGGUAGAAUGCAUAGGACAAAUCCUGCUUUCAUUCUGCCAGGCUGGGCCUUUUCUUGAUAAAAAAGAAAAGCUCAAAACAUAGAAAAAAAUACAAACAUUGGAAAUACAUAUGAAAUAUGCAGAUUACGAAGUUGUGUUCUCAUUAUAGCUUGAAAAGCCUUUGAAGUCACUGUGAGCAGAGGCUGCCAUGCUUCCUUCUCUUCACUGACUCUCAGAUACACACUGACUCUCCAGAGCUACCUCUGCCUUCCUCAGCCUGAGCUGGAAACAGCUCUUCCAUUGGGAGAUCAUGGUUGAUAUCCCUGCAUGAAGUUGGGAUAGUCACUAGCUCUUGUGUAAUCAUGAAAUGGAGGAAACAUCUCAUGUGAUGUGCUACUUACAAGGUACUUAAAGUAGAAUGAAAUUCAUCUGCAAUUGACUGAUUCCUUAAGCAAGGUUUUAUGUGACAGAAUGGCUGCAGAGUGCAAAGCCAACAGACCCACUUGCACUUACAAGGGUGUGGGAUUUUUUUCCCCUCCACUAGGAGAAAUGGAGUUCUCACUUCUACAGCUGGUUUGCUAGGUGUAAGAAUAUAGCAGCUGUCUAGUCUGCUUCAUCACAGUCCUUGUUUCCUAUUUCACUUUUAGAGUAAGUGGUUUUCUUGUAUUUUCUCUCUCUUCUACUCUUUUCUUUACCUUAGGAAAUCUGAUUGAAUUAAGAUAUUAUGAAAGCUGCUAAAUCUGAGCAUGUCUUCUAGUCAACUAAAUGUUGCAUGUUCAGAUUUUUGAUGCAGGUAAGUUUUCUUCAUCUGACUAAAGGGAAUUAUCAGCAAACUUAGAAAUUACCUUUGUUAUUUGAGUAAUUUUUUUAAUAUAAAAGUGAACUGCUUCUUUUGCACUAGUGACUCUAAAACAGACUCAAGUCUUUUGACAAAGCUCAAAUGGAUGAGUAAAUGAAAAGCACUGUCCUUUACAUAAGGUGGACAUGUUUGGCAAACCAUUGUUCUACUGACUUGUAGCUUGUGGGAAAACCUCUAACAUGAACCACAGAUGUUAACAGGUAGCAAAAUGAAGAUCUUACAGAUGCCAGAGCAUGGUGGGGUUAUUUUUUUUUAUGCAACAUUAUAUUUUUGUAUGACAAUUAUGGCACGCUUGUAUGCAACAGUGAGGGCCAAAAAUCUAAGAGGUUUUGUUGGACUUUUCACCAUGGAAGAGUAUACAUGUAUAAAUCAACUCAUUGUCUUCUCCUUGGAGCCCAUCUGUAUGCUCAAAAAGUUUACAAGAAGUUAUGUUUAAAUUCUUUAACAGUUACUCCUGUAAAAUGUAUCUUUUCUUUUCGAAAUUAUAUUAUUAGGAGGAAAUGCUAUAUUACAUGUUAGAAAAGAUUCUGUAAUAAAAUACUUUAUCUUUAAACAUUA